Cucurbita moschata (crookneck pumpkin) is the source of this 1584-nucleotide messenger RNA. RefSeq lists its product as uncharacterized. The record is from RefSeq and is a predicted model, not a curated record. Gene Ontology annotation, biological process: lipid metabolic process. Lineage: Eukaryota; Viridiplantae; Streptophyta; Magnoliopsida; Cucurbitales; Cucurbitaceae. The coding region runs from base 95 to 1528 and encodes 477 amino acids. Gene Ontology annotation, molecular function: triacylglycerol lipase activity. The transcript has 5 exons.
UUUCUUUCUUUUUAUAGUGGACGACAGAAGGUAACAUGAACCGAGAUAAACGUUGGAAGAUCCAGGGAGUUGUCCGAGAUCUUGAUCGCCACCCAUGGCUGCCCGUCGUGCUUAUAACUGUAACAACGGCUUCUCCGACAGCUAUAUGCUUCUGAAGCCGGAAGAGGAGAAAUUCUUGGACCUGUGGCGCCUCCUGUUUUCAAGUAACCUCAAGAAAAGGAGAUUUUUAGAUUCGAGUCACGCCAGAGAAUACAAUUUCUGGCAUAGAUUCUUCAUCUUUCUCUCUAUUCUCGUCCUCAAGCUCCUCGGAUUUCUUGCCCACCCACUCGCCUUGUUCGGCUUCUACCUGGAGUCCUCCCUCAACGUUUUGUCUGCCAACCACGGCUUUAGAGGCAUCCUCCUCAAUAUCUUGCGAUUGAAGUUGAAAAUACCGGACAGCUCAUCAGCAGAGUACCUGUCGUUGAUUGGUCAUUUGGAUAGCAGAGUAACGUUGGACCAAAGCAUAAAGCCUGGCGAUGUCAACUACUUUGGAGCUCUCUGCAUGAUGGCUUCUAAAGUCGUCUAUGAGAAUGAAGCACAUGUUCUACAGACAGUCAACGAUGUCUGGAAGAUGGAGUUCUUGGAAUUUUUCAACUUUUGGAACAACUAUCAAGAAAAAUGCUCAACACAAGCAUUCAUGAUGCGGGAUAAAAGGGUUGAUCACGACACCAUAAUUGUGUCUUUCAGAGGCACAGAGCCCUUCAAUGCCGAUGACUGGAGCUCCGACUUCGACAUCUCUUGGUACGAGAUCGAAGGCAUAGGAAAAAUCCAUGGUGGAUUCAUGAAAGCACUUGGGUUGCAGAAGACCCAUGGAUGGCCCAAGGAAAUAGACAGAGAAGAUAAAAGAAGGCCUUUGGCUUACUACACCCUAAGAGAGAGGCUAAGAGAACUUCUCAAAGAAGAUGAGAGAACAAGGUUUGUAGUGACAGGGCACAGCCUGGGCGGCGCUUUGGCCAUUCUAUUCCCUUCUAUUUUGGCGUUCCAUGAAGAGAAGUUGCUGCUGGAAAGAUUAGAGGGAGUUUAUACAUUUGGACAACCUCGAGUUGGAGACAGCAAAUUCGGAGAAUUCAUGGUGAAAUCACUGUCGCAGUACAAGAUUCGUUACUACAGAUUCGUUUAUGGUUUCGACAUGGUCCCUCGGCUGCCCCUUGACAACAACACUUUGAUGUACAAACACUUCGGUCCUUGCAUUUAUUUCAACUGGAACUAUGUUGCGCAGAUUCUGGAAGAAGAGCCAUUCAAGAACUAUUUCUCAAUCGUGGGAGCGGUACUGAUGAGAAUCCAUGCAUGUUUCGAGAUAGGAAGAAGCUUCACAAUUGGGUGGCGAAGGGGAAAGGAGUACGAGGAAAGAAUGUGUUUUAGAAUCGUGAGGUUGCUUGGUUUGUUAUUGCCUGGAAUUCCUGCUCAUUGUCCUCAAGAUUAUGUUAAUUCAACUCGCUUGGGUUCAACAGGUAGUCUUAACAGCGAGUAUGAUGUUAAAAUUGAGUGAAGACUUUUCUUUUAAAAGAAAAAAAAUUGCCAUGUGAUUUGAAUGGCAGUUCAAAA